Messenger RNA from Triticum urartu, 918 nucleotides. Its product is annotated as 2-hydroxy-palmitic acid dioxygenase MPO1. The record is from RefSeq and is a predicted model, not a curated record. Lineage: Eukaryota; Viridiplantae; Streptophyta; Magnoliopsida; Poales; Poaceae. Gene Ontology annotation, biological process: sphingoid catabolic process. Gene Ontology annotation, cellular component: endoplasmic reticulum.
AGUCCUCUAAUAAAGAAAAGUCGAGCAUCUAUAGCAGCCAACCGCCCACUUUUAUCAGAAAAAGGUUCUCGGCCUCACUGCUGGUGCUGGUGUCCUGGGAAGAUCCUCGAUUUACUUUGAGCUCCAGGUCGUCGUCCAUGGAGGAGGCCAAGAGGAGGCCGCGCGGCGUGCUGGACCUGGAGGCGCAGUUCGCCUUCUUCCGUUCGCAGCACCGGCACCCGGUCAACGCCGCCGCGCACGCGCUGCUCGCGGGCCCCAUCCUCUUCGGCAGCCUGCUCAUCCUCUACUUCCUGCCCCUGCCCUCCCCGCUCGACCCGGCCCUCGCGCUCUCCCUCGCCUACGGCGCCGCCUACCUCGCCGUCGACCGCCGCGCCGGGGCCCUCGCGGCGCUCCUCCUCCUCGGCGCCUGGGCCGCCAGCCGCGCCCUCGCCGCCCGCCUCGGCUUCGCGCUCGCGUGGAAGGUCGUGCUGGCCACGGAGCUCUUCUGCUGGACCUGGCAGUUCCUCGGCCAUGGACUCUUCGAGAAGAAAGGGCCAACGGUGAGUGAACUUCCGGCGGUGUUCCUGAUGGAGCCAUUCCUCAUCCUGCUGCAGAUACUCAACAAGCUGUUUGGCUACGAGCCAUACCCUGGAUUCAGCAAGAACGUGGAUAAGAAGAUGGAGGCUGAUCUCAGUGAGAGCAGAGAGCUCGAGCAGAGGAAGAUCAACUAAUUGGACAUGCUCAGGUUGAUUCAUAUAUAAGUAGCAAAGUGUGUGUGCCUACCAUUUGUGAUGUUUAUGCAUGCUGUCUUAGAUAUUUGUAGAAUAAAGUGAACAGCCGAACUUUCUGUACACGAUGAUAUUGUGCUAUUGAAGCUUCUUUUCCCAGUCGCCGGGAAGAAGAUGCAUCCUGGCUGAAGGUUUGCAGCUCCAGAUUUCA